This is a messenger RNA of Erigeron canadensis, 1320 nucleotides long. Its product is annotated as DEAD-box ATP-dependent RNA helicase 52B-like. Gene Ontology annotation, cellular component: nucleus. Gene Ontology annotation, molecular function: RNA binding; ATP binding; RNA helicase activity. The record is from RefSeq and is a predicted model, not a curated record. NCBI's taxonomy places the organism in Eukaryota, Viridiplantae, Streptophyta, Magnoliopsida, Asterales, Asteraceae. The coding region runs from base 70 to 1320 and encodes 416 amino acids. The transcript is spliced from 6 exons.
AUAAACUUUGAUGCCUAUGAGGACAUACCAGUGAAUAUAAUUGGCUUGGAUGUGCCCAACCCAAUAAAUAUGUUCAUUGAUGUGGAUUUUGGUGGUGUUGUCAACGAGACUAUAAGACAUAUAUGUAAGUAUUCGCAACCAACACCUAUUCAAAGGCAUGCAAUUCCUGUUUUAAUGGGGGGGCGCGACUUAAUGGCUUGUGCUCAGACUGGAAGUGGUAAAACAGCAGCGUUCUGUUUACCCAUAAUAUCUGGGAUGUUGAAAGACGUCUCGAAAAGAUCUCCAGAAGAGGUCAUGUAUCCUCUUGCUCUUAUUUUGUCUCCCACGCGAGAACUUUGCUUUCAGAUAUAUGAAGAAGCUAAAAAGUUCUCUUACCAAACUAGCUUAAAAGUUUGCAUUGCUUGCGGAGGUGAACCAAAAUCCCUUCAGCUUAAAAGCUUUGAGAGCGGUUUGGAUAUACUAGUUGCCACUCCAGGAAGACUGAUUGACUUUUGUGAAGCAUCAAAAGUUUCACUGAAAAUGAUAAAAUACAUGGUCAUAGAUGAAGCUGAUCGUAUGUUAGAUAUGGGAUUUGAACCUCAAAUCAGAAAGAUUGUGGAGCACACUGAAAAUCCUAGAGUCGGUCGAAGACAAACAAUGUUGUUCAGUGCAACAUUGCCUAAAAAAGUUCAGACACUUGCUUUGGCUUUUCUUUCAGACCAUGUUUUCAUUUCUGUUGGAAGAGCCGGUUCAAGUACACAUCUGAUUAUACAAGAACUAAUGCUCGUUGAGGAUAAUGAGAAACCACAGCGCUUAAAAGAGCUUCUUGAUUAUCAGAUUGCUAAUGGAAAUUUAGGAAAGACUGCACUGGUUUUGAUCUUUGUGGCGACAAAGAGAGGUGCAAAUGCACUCGAAUGUUGGCUUAACAGCAACGGGUUUUCUGCUGUGUCUUUACAUGGGGACAAAUGUCAAAGGGAAAGAGAAAGGGCGCUAGCAUCUUUUAAAAUGGGUUUGACGCCGAUUCUGGUGGCUACUGACCUGGCAUCAAGAGGUCUUGAUGUUGCUGGUAUUGCACAGGUUGUGAACUACGACCUGCCGCGGGAUAUUGAUACUUAUGUCCAAAGAAUCGGCAGGACUGGGCGUGCUGGAAAAAGAGGACUGGCAACGUCUUUUUUCACAUCGAAGAACUCGUGCAUUGCUAAAGCACUGUCUGAGCUUUUAAAGGAAUGUCAUCAAGAUGCACCAAAUUGGCUUUAUCAGUAUGCUAAGAGGUACAUGUCUUUUAGGACUGCUGAUUAUCUUCGCAUUUCGCGUGGCUAUGAGUACUCUGUCUCUACAUGA